Molecule: messenger RNA, 1650 nt
Organism: Pleurotus ostreatus (oyster mushroom)
Lineage: Eukaryota; Fungi; Basidiomycota; Agaricomycetes; Agaricales; Pleurotaceae
Exons: 8
Coding region: 1-1650 (549 amino acids)
Biological process (GO): transmembrane transport
Cellular component (GO): membrane
Molecular function (GO): transmembrane transporter activity
Source: RefSeq, a predicted model, not a curated record
AUGGCCACAACAGUCCACCAGCCAAUCCCAGCACUCCUAAGUGCACCUAGACUGAUUACUCUGUUCGCGUCGCUAUUGGUUUCGGUUGCAUCGGGCACAAACUAUGUCUUCUCUGCCUGGGCGCCGCAACUCGGGGCGAAGCUGCGGCUCUCUCAUACACAACUGAACGUGAUAGGAUUGGCAGGGAAUGUUGGCGUAUACGCCAGCGGUCCGGUUUGGGGCCGAAUAGUUGAUUCUCGAGGACCACGUAUUCUGCUUGCCGGGGGUUUCGUAUUCUCUCUACUAGGCUACGCAGGAAUUCGCCACUUCUUCGAUACAGGACUACUUCCGUCAGAGACGGCUCUAUCCACCCUCAACCUGGCCGUAUUGAUAUCGUGCAGUUGGCUGACCGGGGCCGGCGGGAAUGGCGGUCUCACUAGCUCAGUAAACUCCACGGCCAAGUCAUUCCCUGAUAGGGCCCGCGCGUCGACUACGGGGCUUGUUAUCUCGGGGUUUGGCUUAUCAGCAUUCAUCUUCUCCACUGUCGCGCAUGUCGUCUUCCCCGGAGACACGUCUUCAUUCUUGCUGUUGCUUGCAAUUGGGACUGCGCUCCCAAUGAUCUUGGGUUUCUUCCUUGUCCGGCCUAUUCCCCUUCCGGCAGAUCCUCACACGCAUGAACAUCCUGUCGUGGACGGCGACGCUGACGCUAUCGAAGCGGCGGCUGUUAUCUUCCAGCAUGAGGAUAAUAGCUCAACUCACCUUCUCUUCCACGAUGAUUCGGACGAAUCUGAUCCCAGCGACACGUCAAUCUAUGACGGGGGCAACGCCCUCGAACUGUCAAGAAGUCUGUCACCGGAGACCUAUCAUCAUCGUUCCAUAAGUUCUUCUACCCGACGCAGUUUAAGCGCGCACAACGAGCACGUAGAGGGGCCGCCUAACAUUCACGGCUUUGGUUUAUGGAAACGCGGUGACUUUUGGCUCUUAUUUAGCAUGCUGUCCAUGUUGAGUGGUACUGGACUGAUGUACAUCAACAAUGUCGGUGUCAUGUCACAAGCACUCUACGCGUACAACAACACGGCAUAUGAUGAUGUGAAAGCUCAGAAAUGGCAGGCUGUGCAAGUAUCCACCAUCAGCAUCACUAAUUUUGCCGGUCGCAUCAUCAUUGGCUUGAUUUCGGACAUCACCAAAGUUCGGUUCAAGCUACCUAGAUCGUAUUGCUUGAUUCUGGUGUCGAGCACGCUGCUUGCUUCGCAAUAUGUGGCUACACACAUUGAGAGCAUCGAUUCCCUUUGGAUUGCUAGCGGAAUACUGGGGCUCGGAUACGGUAGCAUGUUUUCGCUAUUCCCGGCUAUGUGCAUUGAAUGGUUUGGCCUCCCCCAUUUCUCGGAGAACUGGGGCUAUCUCUCCACUUCUCCCCUAUUUGGCGGAAACCUCUUUUCGAUUGCAUUCGGCCGCAACUUCGACGCACACGAGCCCCCUGAACGCCGUGGUCUCCCCACGGCAGUAUCUCGACUCUGCCUCGAGGGAAAAGGGUGCUACGUCAACGCACUGUACUUGACGAUGUCCGCGUGCGGACUCUGCGUAUUUCUGAGCAUUUGGGCUGCGUGGCGGGAUCGCCAAAGGGCGCUCGCUCAGGAAUCGCGGAGCUACAGACGCAUUCAGAGCGCUUAG